AUGGCCUUCCGUAUGCCUGCCGCGAUGCGCAAGAUGCCCAAGCGCGAGAAGCUCAUCGCCGAGAUCCCCAAGUGGAACAUCUUCCGCGGCGACAAGGUUGAAGUCGUCGCCGGCCCCACAAGGGUAAGCAGGGCGUCGUCAAGGAGGUUGUCCGCGCCAAGAACAGCCUCAUUCUCGAGGACAUCAACAUGCGCCACCGCUACGUCAAGGCCAAGCCCGGCGUCGCCCCGGCCGCAUCUACUUGGCCCCUGGCCCGAUCCAUUACAGCAACGUCAACCUGGUCGACGAGACCAUUGGCAAGCCCACGCGCAUUGCCAUCCGGUUUUCGGAGGAAGGCGAGCGUCUUCGCGUGUCGAAGAAGACGGGCACGAUCAUCCCCAAGCCCGAGGUGCUCAAGGAGCGCCACACCCCCAGAAGAACAGAGACUGGCCCCUUGGACACGGCGCCGGAAGAUGUCUUGGAGCGCACCGUCAGCGACGUCGAGCUCACGCGCCUUUAG
Saprolegnia parasitica CBS 223.65 is the source of this 499-nucleotide messenger RNA. NCBI's taxonomy places the organism in Eukaryota, Oomycota, Saprolegniomycetes, Saprolegniales, Saprolegniaceae. The record is from the annotation of a RefSeq genome assembly.